GCCCCCCGGGAAACGGGGAAGCCAAGCUGGGUGGGAGCGCUUCAUGCCGCCAACUGGUUUAGAGCCCGCCAGAAUGAACAGGAAGAAAGGAGACAAGGGCUUUGAAAGCCCAAGGCCAUAUAAAUUAACCCAUCAGGUUGUCUGCAUCAACAACAUAAACUUCCAGAGAAAAUCUGUUGUGGGAUUCGUGGAACUGACUAUAUUUCCUACAGUUGCAAACUUGAAUAGAAUCAAGUUGAACAGCAAACAGUGUAGAAUAUACCGAGUAAGGAUAAAUGAUUUAGAAGCUGCUUUUAUUUAUAAUGACCCAACCUUGGAAGUCUGUCACAAUGAAUCAAAACAGAGAAAUCUAAAUUAUUUUUCCAAUGCUUAUGCAGCUGCAGUUAGUGCUGUGGAUCCUGAUGCAGGAAAUGGAGAACUUUGCAUUAAGGUUCCAUCAGAGUUAUGGAAACACAUUGAUGAAUUAAAGGUCCUAAAGAUACACAUCAAUUUUUCUUUGGAUCAGCCAAAAGGAGGUCUUCAUUUUGUGGUACCCAGUGUUGAGGGAAGUAUGGCAGAGAGAGGUGCUCACGUUUUCUCUUGUGGGUAUCAAAAUUCCACAAGAUUUUGGUUCCCGUGUGUUGAUUCAUACUCUGAAUUAUGUACAUGGAAAUUAGAAUUUACAGUAGAUGCCGCAAUGGUGGCUGUUUCCAAUGGAGAUUUGGUGGAGACAGUGUAUACCCAUGAUAUGAGGAAGAAGACCUUCCAUUACAUGCUUACCAUUCCAACAGCUGCAUCAAAUAUCUCUUUGGCCAUUGGACCUUUUGAAAUACUUGUAGAUCCAUAUAUGCAUGAGGUUACUCAUUUUUGUUUACCUCAACUUCUUCCAUUGCUUAAACAUACUACAUCUUAUCUUCAUGAAGUUUUUGAAUUUUAUGAAGAAAUUCUUACAUGUCGAUACCCAUAUUCCUGUUUUAAGACUGUAUUCAUUGAUGAGGCUUAUGUUGAAGUGGCUGCUUAUGCUUCCAUGAGCAUUUUUAGCACAAAUCUGUUACAUAGUGCCAUGAUUAUAGAUGAGACACCUCUGACUAGAAGGUGUUUAGCCCAGUCCUUGGCACAGCAGUUUUUUGGUUGUUUCAUAUCCAGAAUGUCUUGGUCUGAUGAAUGGGUACUGAAGGGAAUUUCUGGCUAUAUUUAUGGACUUUGGAUGAAAAAAACUUUUGGUGUUAAUGAAUACCGCCAUUGGAUUAAAGAGGAGCUAGACAAAAUAGUGGCGUAUGAACUAAAAACUGGUGGAGUUUUACUACAUCCCAUAUUUGGUGGAGGAAAAGAGAAGGAUAAUCCAGCAUCUCAUCUACACUUUUCAAUAAAGCAUCCACAUACGCUUUCUUGGGAAUAUUACACUAUGUUUCAGUGUAAAGCUCACCUCGUGAUGAGAUUGAUUGAAAAUAGGAUCAGUAUGGAAUUCAUGCUACAAGUUUUCAAUAAACUGUUAAGUUUGGCUAGUACUGCUUCAUCACAGAAGUUCCAGUCACAUAUGUGGAGUCAGAUGUUGGUUUCCACAUCUGGGUUUUUGAAAUCCAUCUCAAAUGUCUCUGGCAAAGACAUCCAGCCUUUAAUAAAGCAGUGGGUAGACCAGAGUGGAGUGGUAAAAUUUUAUGGAAGUUUUGCAUUUAACAGAAAACGAAAUGUUUUGGAAUUAGAAAUAAAGCAAGAUUAUACAUCACCGGGAACUCAGAAAUAUGUGGGACCACUUAAAGUGACAGUGCAGGAGUUAGAUGGAUCCUUCAAUCAUACGUUGCAAAUUGAAGAAAACAGCCUUAAGCAUGAUAUUCCCUGUCAUUCUAAAAGCAGAAGGAACAGAAGAAAAAAAAUUCCACUGAUGAAUGGAGAGGAAGUUGAUAUGGAUCUUUCUGCGAUGGAUGCGGAUUCCCCUUUGCUGUGGAUAAGGAUAGACCCAGAUAUGUCAGUGCUGAGGAAAGUGGAGUUUGAGCAAGCUGAUUUCAUGUGGCAGUAUCAGCUCCGCUAUGAGAGAGAUGUUGUUGCACAGCAGGAAUCCAUUCUGGCCUUGGAGAAGUUCCCUACGCCAGCAUCUCGCCUUGCACUCACUGACAUACUAGAACAAGAGCAGUGUUUCUACCGAGUAAGAAUGUCCGCUUGCUUCUGCCUCGCAAAGAUUGCGAAUUCAAUGGUGAGCACAUGGACAGGACCACCAGCCAUGAAGUCACUCUUUACUAGAAUGUUUUGUUGCAAGACUUGUCCAAACAUUGUGAAAACAAACAACUUUAUGAGCUUUCAAAGCUAUUUUCUACAGAAGACUAUGCCAGUUGCAAUGGCUUUAUUGAGAGAUGUUCACAACCUUUGUCCCAAAGAAGUCUUAACAUUCAUUUUAGACUUAAUCAAGUACAAUGACAACAGAAAAAAUAAGUUUUCAGAUAACUAUUAUCGUGCUGAAAUGAUUGAUGCCCUUGCCAACUCUGUUACGCCUGCAGUCAGUGUGAAUAAUGAAGUUCGAACUUUGGACAACUUAAAUCCAGAUGUACGACUCAUUCUUGAAGAAAUCACCAGGUUUUUGAAUAUGGAAAAACUUCUUCCAAGUUAUAGACACACCAUCACUGUCAGUUGUUUGAGAGCCAUACGAGUGCUUCAGAAGAAUGGACAUGUGCCAAGUGAUCCAGCUCUUUUUAAAUCUUAUGCAGAGUAUGGCCACUUUGUGGACAUUAGGAUAGCAGCUUUGGAAGCAGUUGUUGAUUAUACUAAAGUGGACAGGAGUUAUGAAGAACUGCAGUGGCUACUUAAUAUGAUUCAGAAUGACCCUGUACCCUAUGUAAGACAUAAGAUUCUAAACAUGUUGACGAAGAACCCACCAUUUACUAAGAACAUGGAGUCUCCGUUAUGCAAUGAAGCCUUGGUAGAUCAACUUUGGAAACUUAUGAAUUCUGGAACUUCACAUGACUGGAGAUUACGGUGUGGUGCUGUGGACUUGUACUUCACACUUUUUGGCCUCAGUAGACCUUCCUGCUUGCCCUUACCAGAGCUUGGGUUGGUUCUUAAUCUAAAAGAGAAAAAAGCUGUCUUGAAUCCGACCAUAAUUCCGGAGGCCAUAGCAGGCAACCAAGAAGCUGCGAUUAAUCCAAGUAGUCACGCACAGCUAGUUGGAUUUCAGAACCCUUUUUCAAAUUCUCAAGAUGAGGAGGAAAUUGACAUGGACACUGUUCAUGAUAGCCAGGCAUUUAUUUCCCAUCAUUUGAACAUGCUUGAAAGGCCAUCGACUCCAGGGCUCUCUAAAUAUCGGCCAGCUAGUUCCCGAUCUGCUUUAAUACCCCAACACUCAUCAGGCUGUGAUGGCACACCCACCACGAAACCCCAGUGGAGUAUGGAACUUGCACGGAAGGGAACAGGUAAAGAACAAUCACCUUUGGAGAUGAGUAUGCAUCCAGUUGCAACAGCUCCACUCUCAGUGUUUACUAAGGAAUCUGCGUCCUCCAAACACAGCGACCACCAUCACCACCAUCACCAUGAGCACAAGAAGAAGAAGAAGAAGCACAAACAUAAGCACAAGCACAAGCACAAGCAUGAUAGUAAAGAGAAGGACAAAGAGCCUUUCACUUUCUCCAGCCCCGCCAGUGGCAGGUCUAUACGUUCUCCUUCUCUUUCAGACUGAGACGGGGACAAAGGAGACUUUCCCUUAGUGUCCAGAAGAAUAUAUAUAACUAAAGCUUUGUCCUCUGUAAAGAAUGAUAAAUGGAAACAGACAAAAAAAUAGUUGCCUUUCUCAUAGAAAUUCAGAAUCCAUGUAAAUUCUAACAUUUGAUUUAUGUUAUUUAUGCAAUUGAGAUCUAAUUAGAAAAAUGUUUUAUAGUUCUGAAUAAACCAUUUCAUCCCAUUUCCUCCUGAGAACACACACACACACACACACACACACACACACACACACUCAUUCACACCAAACUUCAAAAAGGCCCUCAGAUCCACUGGCAGUUCCCAUUCACAUCAUGGUCUUCAUGUGUACUGCCAAAAUCAAUUAUGUUUUAAAGUCUUUGAUGGAUGUUAUGGGGCAAAGUUAUGUUUUAAACAAGCUACUGCCAGAUCUGUGGUGAAACCACUAUUUCCAGUGAAAUAUUGUAUAACACUAUUUGGAACUACUGAGAAAGACUGAGGCUUUUCUAUAGGAACCUUCUGUAUUACAUGGUAUUUUUUGUGUUAACCAUAGAGGCUAAACAUCAGAAUUUGUGAACACAGAUACUUGGUUUUUUUUUUUUUGCCCUAAAGUACGGAAAUGUUCAGAAGCAGCUCUUUUUAAAAAAAAAUUUUUUUUGGAUAGCAUUUGUGAUAGUGCAUUUGGGGAUUAUAAUGUUGGAAUUUAAUAGAAUUAUCAAAUCCACAGUUCUCAAAUCAAGAUGUUUAAAUUAUAAGUUCUUUUUUUUUCAUUAAGUAUAAGUGAGUAUGUUCAUAUAUAGAGUAUGUUUGUUAAAUGUGGACAGUUUACACAUCCAACACAUAAUCUAAAAUUAUUUCUGUAUAACACAAAGUCUGAUACCUUAAAAAGGUGUUUAUAUAAUGUUUACUAACUCAGACAUAGACAAGUCAGCCCUCAUGUGAGUAUACCAGAAACAUUUAAAAAUAUAUGAAAUAUUUUGGUUUCAUACUUAAAUAGUUUGUGUGUGUUUGUUUUUAUUUCUGAAUUUACCAUGUGCUUUAUCGUUGUUUAAAAUGUUUUUCAUAUCUGUUCUAUUUUUAUCAUUUCUCUUACCAUUAGUUUGACAAAGUAUUUCUUCUAGAAUAGAUGUUUCAAAGGGAUCCAAUAAUGUUGGACUUUUAAAUAUACUUUUAGUUGUGUUUAACUUGUUUAAUAAAUAACUUUUUAAACUGA
Molecule: messenger RNA, 4852 nt
Organism: Neomonachus schauinslandi (Hawaiian monk seal)
Lineage: Eukaryota; Metazoa; Chordata; Mammalia; Carnivora; Phocidae
Gene: TAF2
Product: TATA-box binding protein associated factor 2
Exons: 27
Coding region: 44-3643 (1199 amino acids)
Biological process (GO): transcription initiation at RNA polymerase II promoter
Cellular component (GO): transcription factor TFIID complex
Molecular function (GO): chromatin binding; RNA polymerase II general transcription initiation factor activity; transcription cis-regulatory region binding
Source: RefSeq, a predicted model, not a curated record